UAAGACACUUUCAGAGGAUACACAUAGAGAACUUUCCUACAACGCUGUAGGUGCACUUUUUUUUUCUUUACAGCCGCCCACAGCAAACAUUUAUAGAUUAAGAGACCUCAGACACACACUGAGUGAGGAAGUGUUUUUUGAGCCUCAGCUUUCGUCUACUUUAGUCAUUCACUAAUACAGCAAUGCAGGACUUUCAUGGAUAUACUAUUUCCAUCUCUGGUGUGCUGUUGUUUGCGCUUCUACAGGGUGUGCAUGCUGUUUUGGCUAAUCAGAAGACAGUGAUCAGAGCUAGAGGGAGCUCCCUGAACUUUCAGCCAGAAUAUCCAGAUGGGACAGUGUCAUUCGCUGAGUGGAAUUUCAAUGGGAAAAAGUUUGCUGACUACAAUUCAAACCGCAAUUACUCAUUUCCAGAAUCACAAUUCAGUGGAAGAGUAAAAGAGAACCAUGACAGAGUUGGAGUAACUGUACAAAAUCUUCAACCCCAAGACUCUGGGACAUUCUCAGUGGUUGCAGAUGGAACUAGAGGACAGCCUCCAACACAAACAUUUAAAGUUUAUAUUGAAGACCCCAUAACAGCUGUGCAGAUUGGGAAGAAUCAGACGUGGAGAUUGUCCACAAACAGCUGUGAUGUUGAUGUGAAGUGUGCAGCGCUCGGUGCUGAGAGUGUCUCCUACCUGUGGAGGGGCUAUAAGACUGGGAGUGGAGCUCAGCUGCAGUUCAGUCUCUCACCAGCAGAAGGAGCUGUUACACUGAACUGCACUGCAGCUAACAACGUCAGCUCCAGUUCUGCUACAGAGACACUGAGCUGUAGCUCUGAACAUCCAGGAACAGAAACUCAAAUAUCAGUGCUUAAAGUGAUCAGUAGUCUAGUGGCGGCCUCUCCGUAUCUGCUGGUGACCAUCAUCCUGGGUGUAAAAUGUUACAGAGCUCGAGGUCAUCAUAACAGUCAGUAUGCCAUGAAAGUAAUUGAGGAAUGAGCACUUUGCUCUCUCUGUAAGAAAUAAGUUGAACACUGAACUACUCAGUGGCAAACAAAUCUGAUUCUGCUACAAAGUUUAUAGUUUUACAGUUUUCAUUUUUAUAAUAAUAUUUUCAUUUACACUCAAAGCUCAGGGGCACAGAAUAUUUUUACUGUAUUUAUGUUUGCACUCUUCUGAGUUGGAUCAACGUUGGAGCUUUUCUUCCAGAUUAGAGAUCACAACACUGUUAUGACUGCCGGGAAACUCGGAUUGCUCUUCUUCCACUUCAGUCUCUCUGGGUCCUCUUCCAGCCCCCUGUAUUUCACCAGAUUCUUCUAUUUCUUCAUCGUAUUUUGCCAUCACUCGAUUGCCAGAUCUAUCACCACUGCAGUAUUCUGCAUUUUAUUUUAACUCUCACUGUUUAAUUUGCUGUAUUGUUAUCUGACUGUAACUGAAGAUCACACAUAUUCAUGUUUAUCUGUCCCUGUACACAAUCCCUGCCAUGUUCACUGCAUCUAAUAUUAUAAUGUGUUGCAAUACUGUAUAAUAAAUGUAAUCUGGUUCAUGUAAUCUGAUCAAGUACUUGUGAACAAAAUCAGAGUAUCUGUACAUUUACAUAAACUGCUUUAUUACAUUUGUAGAUGUCACUUUGAGAAAACAUGAGUACUAAAGGUUUGCAAAAAAAUGUCUGGGGAAGUCCAUCCAGCCAUCCAUCCUCUACCGCUUACUCCUUUUCAGGGUCACGGGGAACCCUAUCCCAGGGAAGGGUGCACCCUGGACAGGGUGCCAAUCCAUCGCAGGGCACAAUCACACACACAUUCACUUUAGACAUGCCAAUCAGCAUGAAUCCCCACAGCACGGGGAGAACAUGCAAACUCCACACACACAGGGGAAUCGAGGUGGGAAUCGAAUCCCCAACCCUGGAGGUGUGAGGCGAACAUGCUAACCACUAAGUCACCAUCCGCCCUCUAUAAGAUCCCAUUCAUAGGCUAUACUAUGAAAAUAUCCUAUAACUUUAAAAAUGUUUUUUAACUGUCUCUCUCUCUUUCUCUCUCUUUCUCUCUCUUUCUCUCUCUUUCUCUCUCUCUCACACACACACACACACACGUGGUUUUGAUGUAGUUUGUGUUAUUGUAUAUUGGAUAUUUUAUGUUUUUGGAUAGCAUCUUUGUUUACAUCAUUAAAUAAAACUAUUGAGUACCUGCACCUAUACACAGUUGAGGUCAUGAUGUGUAUGGGGAGCAAAGUCUGGUCCGAUCCCACAGGAGAGCUACUGCUGUACAAAUGGCUGAAAAUGUUAAUGCUGGCUAUGAUAGAAAGGUGUCAGAACACACAGUGCAUCACAGCUUGCUGCGUAUGGGUUUGAGUAGCUGCAGAUCGGUCUGAGUGCCCAUGUUGCCCCCUGUCCACCGCCAAAAGUGACUAUAGUGAACAUAUGA
This is a messenger RNA of Ictalurus punctatus (channel catfish), 2398 nucleotides long. RefSeq names its product SLAM family member 8. Bases 183 to 977 code for a protein of 264 amino acids. The record is from RefSeq and is a predicted model, not a curated record. The transcript has 5 exons. NCBI's taxonomy places the organism in Eukaryota, Metazoa, Chordata, Actinopteri, Siluriformes, Ictaluridae.